Messenger RNA from Cottoperca gobio, 4678 nucleotides. It is a transcript of the gene zfpm2a, whose product is annotated as zinc finger protein, FOG family member 2a. Gene Ontology annotation, biological process: negative regulation of transcription by RNA polymerase II; positive regulation of transcription by RNA polymerase II; heart development. NCBI's taxonomy places the organism in Eukaryota, Metazoa, Chordata, Actinopteri, Perciformes, Bovichtidae. Gene Ontology annotation, molecular function: RNA polymerase II-specific DNA-binding transcription factor binding. Gene Ontology annotation, cellular component: nucleus. The record is from RefSeq and is a predicted model, not a curated record. The coding region runs from base 305 to 3814 and encodes 1169 amino acids. The transcript has 8 exons.
AGAGAGAGAGAGAGAGAGAGAGAGAGAGAGAGAGAGAGAGGGUGUGUAUUCGUGUGUGUGUUUGUGUGUGUGUGUGUGUGUGAGAGGGAGAGAAAGCCAGAGCCAGAGCCAGAGAAACGAGAAAGAUAAAGGAAAGACAGACGGAACGAUAGACUUGUGCGUAAAAAAGUACCGGUGCCCCCCUUCUUCUUUUUCUUUCUCAAUUUCCAUCAGACACAAACCCAAAACCGGCUGCUUGGAUGAACCAGAACCUAUCGAUCUGUCAGUACUACACCUGGAUUCACUGACCAGCCGCACAGCAGGCAUGUCCCGAAGGAAGCAGAGCAACCCCAGGCAGAUCAAACGUCCUCUGGAGGAUGGCCUGGAGGAAGAGGAAGAGGAGUGCGUCUCUGAGGAGAAUGAGAUCCUGGCCAAAGACGAGUUCUCGGUGGAGGAGAACUUCUCCGCCGAGUUUGAGACUGAGAACAUGAGCUGUGAAGACAUGGAGUACUUCUGCAACAAAGGAGAGGAGGACGGCAACCGAGAAGCAGGAGAGUCGGACGGGCAGGGCGAGAAGACCAGGCAUCCCAUCGCAGGACAGGAUGAAUGGGAUGGACCAAGAGAGCUGGAUGCGCUCCUUAAAGAUGGCGAGCGUCGGAUCCACACCCGGCAGCAGCUUCCUGUGGGGACUACAUGGGGACCCUUCGAGGGGAAGAUCGAGAUGAGCAUUGACAGCACUAUACUGAAGAUGAAGUGCACGGUCCCGGUGGUGCUGAGCGCCGGCCCCAGGUGGCUGCUGGAUGUGACUUGGCAGGGAGCGGAAGACAACAAAAACAACUGUGUGGUGUACAGCAAAGGUGGCCAACUAUGGUGCACCACCACCAAGAACAUGAUGGAGGGCGAGGAGCUGGUGGCGUUUGCGGUGGACUUUGACUCACGUCUGCAGGCGGUGAACCACAUGUCUCUGAGCGAGGGCAUGUACCCAGCCAGGCUGCUGGACAGCAUCCAGCUCCUGCCGCAGCAGGCCGCGAUGGCUUCCAUCCUGCCCACUGCCAUCGUCAACAAGGACAUCUUCCCCUGCAAGGCAUGUGGAAUCUGGUUUAGGAGCGAGAGGAACCUGCAGGCCCAUCUGAUGUACUAUUGCAGUGGGCGACAGAGGGAACCAGAGACGGUUGUGGACGACAACGAUAGCGGGCCCCACCACACCCCCAGUAUGUGCCCCUUCCCACAGUGCACCAAGAGCUUCUCUGGAGCCAGGGCCCUGGAAAUACACUUGAGCAGCUCACACAGUGGUGUCAAAAUGGAAGAGAGCCUCCCUCCUGGCACCAGCUUGAAAUGCACAAUCUGUAACUACACGGCAGAUUCUCUUAUUACAUUCCAGCAUCACAUCAUGUCUCACCUGUCACAGGCGGCCUUCAGAUGCAAUCACUGCCAUAUCAGCUUCCAGAGCCACAGGGAACUCUUACAGCAUCAGGACUUACAUGGGCACGGCAGCAAACUUCACAGGGAAGGCGACGGCACCGAGCAUUCCCCCAGGGGGCUUGAGGAAAGCCUCCAGCAGCAGCAGGCCCGCGCUGAGCUGGCCAACAGGAAGGAUGCUCUGCUGGGAAGUCCCAAAGGGGCCCUCAGCAAGGAGACCAGCACAGACGGAGAGGCUGACAAGGCUGAGAAGAAACCCAUGCUGUCCAUUCAGAAGGGAGAGGCUCACCCAGGCAGCAAAGCCAGUUUUUCUUACACUAGGAUCAAGUCUGAGCCCUCCAGCCCCCGGCUGGCCUCCUCCCCUGUGCAGCAUAACAUGCCUACAUUUCCCAUGGGCCCCUUCUUGUCUCAGUUUGCUUUCUCCCAAGACAUUUCAGUAGUCCCGCAGGCUUCUGAGAUUCUGGCUAAAAUGUCAGAGCUAGUUCACCGGAGGCUGCGCCAUGGAGGGAACAGCUACCCCCCUGUCAUCUACAGUCCUCUUAUGCCCAAAGGGGCCACCUGUUUCGAAUGCAAUAUCACCUUCAGCAACCUAGACAACUAUUUGGUCCACAAAAAGCACUACUGUAACAGCCGCUGGCAACACAUGGCAAAGUCCCCCGACUUCUCCGCCCUCUCAGAUAAGGUUCCUGAGGCAGUGAGCCCCAACAGUGGUCACAGUUCUGUUAGCAUGUUGACCAGUUGCCACCCUACAGACGCCGACAACCACCUCCUGCAGUCUGGCAGUCUCAACUCCAAUGUGUUGGAAAUGAUCAAUGCUGGAGUUAAAGGGUCUGAUAAGGAUCUAGCAGCACAGGUGAAGAAGGUCUCUACCCCAACUGGGGCUGAGGAAAGGCUGAAUGGCAAGCCGAUGGAGGGAAAAAGCCCCACUACGGGUUUGGUGGAAAGUGACAAUGACCCAAACAAGACAACCUGCGAGGCUUGCAAUAUCACCUUCAGCCGCCAUGAGACCUUCAUGGUCCACAAGCAGUACUACUGUGCCACCCGUCAUGACCCACCAAUGAAACGCAUGUCCAGCAACAAGGUACCCUCCAUGCAGAGGACCAUAAGGGCCCGCAAGCGCAGGAAGAUGUAUGAGAUGUGUCUCCCUGACCAGGACCACCAGAGGCCCCCUAUGGGUCAGCCCGGUUUCCUCGGAGUUCCUCCUAUGAACCCUUGUACAUCCCAGGAAGCUGUAGAGAGCCUAGCAGAACGCUUCCACCCACGCUGUGACAUCUUCCCUGGUAUGGUACCCAAACACCUGGAGGCCUCUCUGACUGUCACUAAACCUAUUAUGGCUCCCAAAUGCAAUACAGUGGAGCAGCAGGAGCUGGACACUCCCAUUGAUCUCAGCAAAAAGUGUUCGCCAAUUUCUGACAAGACAUGUAGCUCCCCUAAAAGACUUUUGGACUAUCACGAAUGUGCAGUCUGCAAGAUAAGUUUUAACAAAGUGGAGAACUACCUGGCGCACAAACAGAACUUUUGCCCUGCAACAGCCGCUGCCACUGCUGCCGCCGCCGCUCAACAACUACCACAACAGCAGCAACAACACAAUGAGACUGGCAGCCUGGAGCCGACCAUGUUUCCAGAUGUGAAGAGUGAAGUCAAUAACAACCUUGAUGACGUCUACGAUAAGAGCCCCGGCAAAUGUGAGAAGAAUGGCAAUGGGAAGGUCAUGGUACAGAAUGGUGGCAUGUUCCCCCCUCACCUGGGGUCUGUGCCGGGAGUCAAGUCUUUUGCUGAGCCUCAGCUCAUCCCAUCAAAAGAUGAGAACAAGAAUAUGUUUCUGCCCCACUGCCUUUAUCCCGGAGCAAUAAAGAAGAUGAAAGGUCCUGAGCAAAUAUCGCCGUAUUUUGGGAUAAAGUCAACCGAUUAUGUGACUGGGGGACCAGCGAUGCAGGGAGAGGCCAGCGAACAGGAGCAAGGUGUUAAUGGGGGAGGAGGGGCAGGAGGAGAGACAGGAACAACCAGAGAGCAAGCCCAGCCGCCGGCUGCUAAUGGCUGUCCCCACCCUGGCAAGGAGCCCCUACCCCUACUGCCCAAAAACCGGGGCAUGGUCAUCGUCAACGGGGGGCACAAGCCCGAGGAGCGUUCAGGCACAGCUCCACCACAGCAGGAGAAUCAGCCCCAGCCUGACGGCCAACCUCCCAAUCCCUCACCUACGUGGGCCACCGAGAACCAGGCCGACUCCAACGAGAACAUGUCACCUUCCUCCAAGUCCCCAAACGAGGAAGCGCCACCCCCUGCCAACAAAGGUGUGAACGGCUCUGGAAGUGGCAAGUACUGCCGCCUCUGUGAUAUCCAGUUCAACAACCUGUCAAACUUUAUUACCCAUAAGAAGUUUUACUGUUCAUCACAUGCUGCAGAGCAUGUAAAAUAAGUUCAGAAGAAUAAGACACGUUCUUCUUCUCCCUCCCACACCGUCCCACCCCCUCCCCUCCCCCACAACUUUUACCCUUUUUCUCCUUUGUUUUGGUACACUGUUGUGUCUGGAAUAGUGCAUCAUGCAGUGCUAAACGCUGCUUGUGGACAAUCAAGAGAAGCUUCUUCUUUCAUCGUUUUAAGACUUAAAAAUGCAAAACCAUUGGUUAAAAAAGAAAAAGAAAAGAAAAAUGAAUCAAGAAUAAUAUUGGUGCCACUUUCACAUUAAUUUAUUUUACAAUCAGUAUUAAUAGGAGUAGUGAUCUUAAUUUAAAUUCAAAAUGAAAUUUAUAUCAGAGUUGUUUGUAAUGUUAUUGUAUAGUCAUUCUUGUGUAGCACACAUAUUGUUUACACUGUAGUGUAGGCUCAAUGAAACAAAUAGACAAUACAAAAAUGAGAUGCAUUUUAGACACAAAAAUAGCUACUGAGGCACUUGUGUAUUCUUAUUUGCUGUACCAGUUUCUGUAUAUGCUCAAAAUGUCACUUGCAGAUUGCUACAAAUGACUUGUUUGCCUUAAAAAAAAAAUCACCAUUUGGGGGUGAUAACCAGGCACAACCCUGCAUCUCACAUUUUGGCAUAUACACAAGGCUUUGCAUACAUAUGUGGCUGUUUGUCCCUGUCUCUUUUCUUCAACUCAGAUGUGGAUGUUUUCAUGAGGAUGGCAGCAUUCUUGUAUAGUACUCGUAUUUCUGUUUGAUGAUACACUUUGGUCUCCCUUUUUGAAAUUUGCUCUCAAUGCAAUACUUUGUAAAUGAGGGAACAUUACUGAAAGCAGUAUUAUGAAAUGGGGACUGUGCAUAUAAUUAUUUGUAACCCCAAAGG